AUGCCAUCAGACACCACAAUUGAGCCCACUGCCACUAUCACCUACAAAACCAACCCAGUUCCUAUCGAGUUCGAUCUCUAUAGUCCUACAGUUCGGUCUGAUACGCCAGGUGCCUUGAUCAUUUACUACCAUCCUGGAGCCACCUACCUUGGCUCUCGGAAGCUCGGGUUCCCGGCCUGGUUACGAGAUGGUUGCAACAAACGAGGCUGGACAAUUUGCUCCGUUGACUAUAGGUUGCUGCCGGAGAGCUCGAUUUCCGAUAUAAUGGAGGAUUUGAAGGAUAUGUGGACAUAUGUACACAGCCACCUGAACAUCGAACUCAAGAAGCGCUCUCUCAAUCCAGUUGAUCUUGAUGCCGUGUUUGUCAGCGGAGGGAGUGCUGGAGGAUACAUUACCUUCCAGGCUGGCCAUCUGCUUACUCCUCGUCCUGCCGGCCUUAUCGCAAUGUAUGGUGAUUGUUUUGUUGGAGAUUGGUAUGCGAAGGCUCAUCCGCCGGACGCUAUCAUCGCCAACGCGCGACUUGGUGAUGUUGAAAAACAUGCCAUCGAGAUAGAAAAGUACUUUCAAGAAGGCAGACAGCCGGUCACAGGCCGUCCUUUCAAGGACGGGACCGACCCUCACUCGAUGUUUUAUCACUACCUCAUCCGCAAGGGAGAAUUCCUCAAGCGGACAUUUGGUGUCGAGUCUAUGGAAGAAGCAGCCUUGCGAUCCGACCUCCACUAUCUCUUCCCACAGUUCUCUGUUAAGGAUUCAUACCCCCCUAUCGUUCUUGCACAUGGAACGAGUGAUACAGCUGUCCCAUACGAACAGUCAAUUUUCUUCUCUAAACACUUGACAUCCAAAGGCUUUUACAACGAACUUUACCUGCUCGAAGGCAAAGACCAUUUCUGGGAUCUUGGCGAGGAGGAUGAUGUCCUCGAGGUUAAGGCGAAGAUCUGGGCCUUCUUGGACAGGCUUGCGUCUAGUUGA
Molecule: messenger RNA, 969 nt
Organism: Penicillium cosmopolitanum
Lineage: Eukaryota; Fungi; Ascomycota; Eurotiomycetes; Eurotiales; Aspergillaceae
Exons: 3
Coding region: 1-969 (322 amino acids)
Biological process (GO): proteolysis
Molecular function (GO): serine-type peptidase activity
Source: RefSeq, a predicted model, not a curated record